Messenger RNA from Dendroctonus ponderosae (mountain pine beetle), 2533 nucleotides. RefSeq names its product pseudouridylate synthase 7 homolog (gene Pus7). The transcript is spliced from 8 exons. Gene Ontology annotation, biological process: pseudouridine synthesis. Bases 192 to 2393 code for a protein of 733 amino acids. NCBI's taxonomy places the organism in Eukaryota, Metazoa, Arthropoda, Insecta, Coleoptera, Curculionidae. The record is from RefSeq and is a predicted model, not a curated record. Gene Ontology annotation, cellular component: nucleus. Gene Ontology annotation, molecular function: RNA binding; pseudouridine synthase activity.
AAUUACAAGCUGUGAAAUGAGGAGGAGUAGCAACUAACCUCAGAAAAUAGUUUAUAACCUUACAAAUUAGUUGGACACAUUUCACAUUUUGCUUCUUGCUGCCAGGAGCUAACAUUAUAUCAGAUACAUUAUAAGUUAAUUCUGGUGCUUCGCUUAAGACUGUGUAACCCUGAAAAGUUUUGUGAGCUUCAAUGUCUUCUGACGAAGAAACUGUGAAGAGUGACCGGCAAGCAUCCAAGCGAAGGUAUCCUUUCAAAAAAGGCCAUGUGAAGAGAGACAAUCACACGUAUGUAAAACGAGAAUAUGUUCAUCACGAUCAACUAAGUGAAAAAGAUGUGGGAAUAGACGAAUAUAUCAGCAAAUUGGCAGGAUACCCUGCUGUCAUUAAGGCUAGAUAUUCGGAUUUUCAAGUUAACGAAAUUGAUCUAGCAGGAAAUCGAGUGAAAUUAACCGACAGAAAUCUGCCAAAAGAGUUUGAAGAACCUGCAGAACUUUUAUACAUUCGGACUGAACAAUCUCCGUUCCAUAAAAUAUCUCAAGACAAAUGGGAAUCUUUGAGAAAGAUGGUUUCUGAGAGUGAUAAUGAAGCAUCUGACCAAAAUCAUCCGCAUCUAGUUGAACUAGAUGCGGAAGACUUUACUAAGGAUGAGAGGAAGAUGGUUCAUGAAUGUAUCAGGAAGCAUUUUGGACAGAAAGUGGUCACUUCCACCAUUACGAAAGACUCCAAAACUAUUAUUCAACUCAAGAAGUGGGGUAAAAAAUCAAAAGAUACUAGAUGCAGUUGGCCUGAAGGACUGCCAGAAUAUGUUCACUUUGUAAUGUAUAAGGAAAUGAUGGACACCAUAGAUGCAUGUUUCAAAAUGGGCCAGGUUUUGCGAAUAUCUGCAUCAGGAAUUACUUAUGCUGGCGUUAAAGACAAACGAGCUAAAACAAGCCAAUGGUGUUGUGUCCGAAAGUUUCCGCCAGCAAAACUCCUGUCCAAUGCGGGACGAAUACGGAAUUUGAAAGUUGGAAAUAUCAUCUUUAAAGAUCAUUGUCUCAAAAUCGGCCAACUGAGUGGGAACUUCUUUCGCAUUGCUUUGCGAAAUGUUCAAGCAGAAGAUAGUUUGAUUAACGAAUCGAUUAACCAUGUUAAAGAGCACGGGUUUAUCAACUACUACGGAUUGCAGAGGUUUGGGAAUGAUAAGGAAGCUCCCACGUUUACGAUUGGGAUUAAGCUGAUUAAGGGUGAAUGGAAAGAGGCUAUAGAUCUGAUUCUGAAAGUGAAAGCUGCUGACGAUAAAUUGCAGGCAAAUAAUCAGGCGAAAAAAGUAUAUGCUGAAACAGGGAAUGCGAAAAGAGCGCUCCUAUUGUGUGAUAAGCAGAGGCAAACGGUUGAGAAGAAGCUGCUAGAAGGCUUAGUUAAGCACCAUCAAAACAAUCCGCUUAAUGCCCUGGAAAAUAUUCCAAGGUCUGUUAGACUGAUGUAUAUGCAUGCUUUUCAAAGUUUAAUUUGGAAUAAAAUGACAUCGAAGAGAAUCGAGAAAUUUGGUUUGAAACCAGUUGAAGGCGAUUUGAUCAUUGUUGAUAAGCCGGAGGAUGCAGAAGUGGCUAUGGAAUGUCCCGAGGAGGAAGAAGAGGAUGCAACUGACGGUGAUGCUAAUGAGAAAACUGACGUUGAUGAAGACCUGAAGGAAAAGAAGGGCCGAUUCACAGUACGUCCGCUUACUUCGGAUGAAUUGUACAAUUAUUCAAUAUAUGACAUUGUAUUGCCGCUUCCUGGUUAUGAUGUUGUAUAUCCAGAACAUUUGAAAGAGUAUUACAAAGAAGCGAUUGAAGAGCAUGGUUUAACUUUGGAGAUGCCUGAAAAGAAAGUCAAAACAUAUAACUUAAGUGGAACGUACAGGAAAAUAGUUCAGCAUGUUAAAGAUCUGGAAUGGAAAAUUUUAUGUUAUAAUGAUCCUACCGAUAAUCUUAUACGGUCUGAUCUCGAAGAGUUGAGUGGAGUCAAGGAACCCGAAACUAUUGCUGAGGGACAGUACAAGGCAAUUGUACUGUCGUUCAGUCUACCUUCGGCAUGUUACGCCACAAUGGUUCUAAGAGAAAUUCUCAAAUGUAACACUUCAACUAGUUCGCAGGCGGGAUUAAAUAAUUAUGGAGUCAAAAAGCCGACAACAAACAGAGUUAUAAUUAAUGUUGACACUGAGGCCAAACAAUGGACUGAUUUAGAGCUUCCACAAGUUGGGCCAGGCAGCUUACUAGCUGAUGCAGCCAAAUAUGAAGACUUUAAAAAGCUCCUGUUUAAAGAUGUGUUGGCGCCAACUGAUAGUGAUUGUCCGGAGGCAAAAGAACCCGAUGACGAGGGAGACAAUGAGGGUCCCGCUAAAAAAAUGAAAACUAACGGACAUGAAUAAAUCUGCUUUCCUGCGUGUUUAUUGUGAUACUUUAAUAUGAUUUUAUAUAUUUUUAGCUUGGAAUUAAUCUUCUGGAAUCUUCACUAGAUUUUGAGGGACUUUUGUUCACGAACUUUGAAAUAUAUAACAUUUUUAACAUU